GCGUGGAUUCAGUGGGUCUCCAGUGGUCGUUAGCGACGGUUUGCCGCGUCCGUCAUCGGUUAUACACGUGCGUUUGGCGUGUGUCGACGCAGCCGCCGCAUCAUAAAAUAUUAUUUAUGCACGUUGUAUGUAAAUAAUUUGUGUGUUAUGCGACGCAAGUGUCAGCGUGUGCUUUAUUACUCGUCCGUCGACCUGUAAACGUUUUUUAUUAAUUUAUUUAGUUUUUUUUUAAUUAAUCCGGUUUAAAAAAAAAUGUUUUAAUUCUUUUUUAUAAAUUUUUUGUCGCUCGAUAGUGUCGUGUUAGCAUGGUCAAAAAAUUAAUUUCUCUAUUGUUUACCGUUACCGCGAGUCGUGUUCUACUUAGAUAUUAUUAUUAUUAAUAUACGUCAGGUAUUAUUAUGUAAAUAAACCAAAAAAAGGACACCGUACCGAGAAGCGAACUGCCUUUAACGACGCCGUCUAAGAGAAUUGCUCGGAACGUUCUCAUACGGAUGUAUUUAUUCAUUUUUCGUUCAUUAUUAUCAAGUACUGAGAAUUUAUGAAGAUUACAACUAUGGUUUCAGUGGUGUCACAUCAGCGACAACGUGUCUCUAAGUUAAAGUACAUUACGCCACGUCAACGCCACUGUCGACCGAACAGAGCCAUCGACGCUUGAUCACGUCUCCUGCGUGUUCCACCGGCGCAGGCGGUCGCGAUUGCCGUGAUCGCGUUCGGCCAGGUCCGCCAGUGGCGCAAUUACCAUGUGACAGCAACGGCCGACCGCCGGCGGUAAUCGAGACGUGCCGCGGCAUGCGUACCCGUCCGCAACGGUCCGUCGCGUCGAGAUCCACGGUUUCUCCUUGGACGGUGCUGGUGUGGCUGUUAUCGACGGUGGCGUUUGCCAAGGGAACGGCGUCCCCGGUUUGCGGCACGCCGCCCGACCGGCCGUUGACGGCGUCCAAGGGAGUGAUCACCACGCCGCGGUUCCCGGGUCCGUUCUCCGUGCCGAUCGAAUGCGAGUGGGUGAUCAGCAAUCAGUCCAAUAACACCAUUAUCGAGGUGUACCUCACGCAACUGUACAUCCUCGACGGGUUUACCGUCACCGAGUACAGCUAUUACGGUAAAGACUACGACGUGCCCGGUCGCGAGGUGUUCAACAAGACACAUAUAGCGCAAUACGCGCAGUCCAUGCUGUCCACGCAACCGUACGUGGUCAUCAGGUUCAAGAUGGACAGGCUGGAGGGCAACCACAUCCGAGUGUACGACGACCUAAUGAACGUAUACGGGUUCAACAUAACGUACGAAGUGCGGCCGUUGAAUGACGAGAGGAACGACGUGUGCAGUCUGUUGAAGUGCUCGUUCUCCGGCAACUGUUUGGGCAACGCUGACCUCACGUUAUAUUCAUGCUCGUGUUUUGCUGGAUUUUUUGGAAGUGAUUGCGGAUUUGGUCCAAUAUGCAAACUUGACAAAAACAACGAGUCGUGUGAAAAUGGCGGCAUAUGCAGACACGCCGGCCGGUUGAUUGCGGUAUGCACUUGCCCUGAUGGAUUCACCGGUGGUAACUGUGAAGUGCCCGUGGUCAAAGCCACCUCCGAAUGCGGUACGUCUGUUCACUGUAUGCAACAGUGCAGUGUUAACGAAGACACAACCAUAGCUAAUGGACCAUGCUCUUGUCGCACAUAUAAGAAUGUGUCCGCACCGAUAGAUUCGCGGUAUCACGUUGAAAUUAAGUUAGUGAAUAUAACAUCAUUAGAAGAUAAAGAUAUCAAAGAAUUAUUGAAACAAAAAAUUAUAAAAUAUUUUAAAAAACAUUCAAAGACUACCUGUUCCUCACAUGAAGAUUGCAACUUAAGAAUAACAUUUGUCGAGUCAAGCACUGGUGAAGUUCAUUUUGAGUUUUAUUCUCGGAAAUCGGAUCACAAACACGUACAAGGCCUGUUGAAUAGCAUGAUAUCCAAUGGCUCUCUACCAGGCCCCAGACCCGUGCCAUUAGUGAAGACUUCGUUAUCUUUUCACCAAGAAACGGCUCUUUGGCUAAGCAAAAUAGAAGUGAACAAAAAUCCAAAUGUACCCGAAGGCGAACAAUUCAUCAUAUCUUGUAUUGCUCAGGGUUCAUCAUCGAUGCAGUACAGAUGGUUCAAGGACGGCUAUCCGGUCAAUGAGUCUAUAGCUACUACCAGACAAAUUUGGACAACCGUUUAUAAGGACAAAGUGGAAAAGAAUGUCAUGCUGGUUGUAGAGCACGCUGACCUUAUGGACACUGGAACCUACACGUGCGAGUUGACCGACCAUACACGCCAACAGUGCAAGUCCAUUAAAGUAUCGGUUAUCCCAUUUCCCGAGAUCAUCGUCAGGCCUACAGCCACAGUACAAAAGGGUGACAGCUUGUCCAUACCAUGCAUUUCGAAAAACGAAUUUAAGAAGUUCGGCUACACGUGGACCAGCAGUAGCGGUGGUCUAGUUACGAUGUCGCCACCAGAAUUGUAUUGGGAAGACUUUCACCGUGGAGGCAGUAUACUAUACGUAAACAAUAUACAGCAAUCAGAAAUCUACACGUGUUCGGCCGCCAACAACUUGUCUGGAAAGCGUAACGCUUCUAUGCACGUGCACGUGAUCAACACGACCGACACUGCAUAUUGUAAACCUGUCGACGGGUGGCCUUUAACCCUUUCAGGUACUAUAGCUUCGAUCGAUUGCCCUAAUAAGUCGUCGACCAACUACGCUACUCGGCCAUGUCAAUUGAAUUCGUCAAACAUUACCGAAUGGCAAGUCCCCGAUUACUCAUCUUGUGCACCCGACUAUUUGAAGAAAAUCACCAAAAACUUUCAAAUCAGAACGUUGGGGUUUGAACGAAACGUGACAGCUACCGAGACGUUGAAUUUGUUGUACGCUGACAUUAGCAAAACUGAAGAAUGGCAUCCUGGCGAAGGUGAACCGAUUGUCGAUUUUCUUAGAUCGGUUACCAAAUUUUUAAUGAAAUCAGCUCAGUUAAGUGAUUUGGACCGGGCGACGCAUAGUUUCAAUGGCAUACUAGACGUUUUGCUGAGAAAUAAAUCCAUCGCCAAGGUUUCGAAAAUCGCUCAAAUGGUAGAAAUGGUAGAAGAGUGGACGAUGUUAGAGGCGUUUUACAUAGUCACCAGCAAUGGAACCAAACGGUUUACCAACCGAAUAACGAACCUGGCCAUUGAUUCGGCUUCGGAAGUGGUCGGCGAGUCGAGCAAGAAUAUUACAUUCACGUUUUUUAACCACAGGAACACGACGGCAACCGCUCAACUACCCAAAGUGGUGGUGUCCGCGUACGACAUAGAAAUCGACAAAUGGAUUAACAAGUCUUUCAACGUUGGAGUGAUCACGUACAACAACUUGUCUCAGUACUUUCCGAAAAACUAUUUCCUAUCGCCCAAUGGCAACGACGAAUUUGUGUUUGAUCUGAAAACGCCAAUUGUCAAGGUGAUCGUAGCGCGAGACGGCCAACGCAUACACAUGCCGACAAUGGAGACGACAAUUGAUUUCGUCUUGAAACUACCCGAAAUCAACGGUACUUGGAACUUGACUUGUACGGUCACCGCUUCGACGAGCCAAAAAUGGAACGAGACCGCUUGCCGGAUAUCCGAGGCCGGUUCACCGGAAAAUGUCACUCGGUGUCAUUGUCCUUCCGCCGGUCUGUUCGCCGUGUUCGCCAGGGCUGUGCCACAGUCUUUACAGAUAAUCGAAACGCUAAAACAAGACGUAAUUGUGAUAAUCGGAUGUGUUUGUUGUCUGAUACAGUCCACAAUAGCACUGAUACUGUUAUUCGUCCAUUGGAUUAGACAUCCAACGUGCAUAUUGUAUCUCAAGAUUCAACUGUGUUUGGCAAUUGUCGCUCAAAUGUGCAUGUUUUUAUACGCCGUACAAAAAAAUGAUUAUGCGUACUUCUCGUUGUGUUUGCAAAUAGUGAACAUUGUCGAGGCCACUUCACACCUAAGUCAAGUGCUCAUUGUUUACACAGAGAUAAUCAGCUUCCCUAUGUUUCCCACAAUAAAAUUGUCUAUUAUCGGUGUAGCAACAGCCGCUCCAGUGUUGUUUGUGCUCACCAUCAUGUUAAUUACGAACAUUGUUAGCGUCACUCCCUUACGGCCGUGGUGGUCGUGGGUGGAGAAAUCGGCAUUUUUAUACAUUUAUUUUGUACUUUUUGUACUGCUCAUGCUCAUGUACGUGUCUGUGCUGUCCAUUUCCGUAUCCAAGAUGAAAUUCAUCAAGGAAAAACUGCAACGCAACACGCCGGGUUGUUUGAAAAAAUGGAUGGGCCUGAUUAAGAGGUCAGUGGCCGUUCUUUUGAUGGUUGUCGCCACAACUGUAUUUAGUAUUCAGUACUUCAUUUAUUUGGAAAAACAUUUCAAUUACAUCUUCAGCCUUUCUUGUGCUCUGAAAGGAUUCGUCGUUUUGUUUUGCUACAUACUUUAUACAGAAGAGCCGAUCAACUUAAAAACCGUUUAUCGUCUGAAAUACCCACACGACCAGUCAACCGGCGAAAUCCAUUCAGACUCGGACGGAAGUCUGUUGAACUGUUUACCUAAAGAAAUCGUUGAGUUUGAAACUAAGCAGCUGGCAAAAAGUGACAUACUGGAAAUCGUGGACAGUCCUCAAGAGUAUUUUGUAAAUCAAGGAAAACCUGUGUCGGUCGUCAGCAAUUUGACUAGUUCGUUAAAAAGAACUGGUCACAAUUCCGAAACCAAAGCCAAGUCGGUGACUUUUCUCCACGAUUUAGUCACGGGGUGUCAAGUGAAGCCGUGCAUCAACAACAACAACAACAUCCAGUCCGGUAACAACGGCAAGUGUUCGUCGUACAGGAACAACAGCCGAGCGCCGCUACUAGAGACGACGGUGGCCGAAGUAGUGCCGGUGUACGGUGGUUGCAACGCGGCAGAGUCGGGCGGAUACGGUGACGGCGAAGAACACUGGCAGGUGGUGCAGACCGACUUCGAAGUGCCUGCCGGCGGUGACACGGCCAUCCGAUGUGUGGUGCAGCCACCGCCGGACAUGUUGGCCACACAUGUGUGUGUAGAAGUCGGACUGGUCAUGUCGUCGGCCCUACAACAGGUGACGGCCGAACAGAACAGCGAUCCGCCGCAGCCGACGGUGCCCACAGUGGUCGUUUGCAGCGUCGACGUCGAACCUUGUCGUCAGCCGUCGCAACUCCUGUCGAGCGAUGACGACGGCGGCUGCGGCGGCAGCGGUGAUAACGUCAAGACGCCACCGGAAGAUGACGCAAACGACGGUCACCAGGAGGACGACGGCAACAUGUUCGACAGAAUAUCGCAAGACUUGGACUACCUGUUGAACCGCAUUAGCCCCGUGGACGCCGCCUAUUCGCCGUCGUCCUCGUACGUGUGCCUCUCGCCCGCAGCCACGUUGUCCGAGGACGACAACCGGCACAGCCACCACCGCAACCGGAAACCGACGAGCGCCAACCGUCAGGACGUCGGUUACGGUGCCGCGGUACAGAAGCGAACAAACCUCUGAUGGGAAUACGAUUUUUGUUUGUUUUAUUUUUGUCCUAAACCGUUCCUUGAAUUUAUACAGGUUUUUUGUAUGAUUAUUAUUUGAAAUAAGUUGAUUUUCAAACGUUCCUAAAAAGAUAUAAUUUAUUAUAAUAUUAUAAUAUACCUAUAUUUCGUGUUCAGUAAUUUUUUAAGUCGAUUUAAACCGGAAAUAUUGCGCGAGAUCCUACUAUUUCAUUGUGCAUUGAUAUUAACCAUUAAAUAUUAUUGUAAGCGGGCGGUACUAUACCCACCUCCGCGAAUGUCCUAAUACAAAAUAUGUGAUUUUUUUAUCCUUUUUUUUUGUAGUUGUUUUUAUCGGAUUACCUAAUAGUAUUUUAUAUUUAAUCUCAGUGGUCAACUGAACCUAAUUAAAUUAUUAUAACUACUAUUAUUGUUGUCAUUAACACGAUAUCCGUCGAGGUGAAGCGUCUAAAUUAUUAUGUUUAGGAAUAUCCUUUUUUAAACAGUAUUAUUUUGUGAAAAAGAAAUUUUUGUUUACAGUUCUAUUUUUGUUAAGACAAUACAUUUUUAAAACCCUAUAUUAUUAUGAGAGUUAUAACUAAUUA
Molecule: messenger RNA, 6067 nt
Organism: Adelges cooleyi (spruce gall adelgid)
Lineage: Eukaryota; Metazoa; Arthropoda; Insecta; Hemiptera; Adelgidae
Exons: 24
Coding region: 790-5481 (1563 amino acids)
Cellular component (GO): membrane
Molecular function (GO): G protein-coupled receptor activity
Source: RefSeq, a predicted model, not a curated record